Clonostachys rhizophaga is the source of this 1020-nucleotide messenger RNA. Lineage: Eukaryota; Fungi; Ascomycota; Sordariomycetes; Hypocreales; Bionectriaceae. The record is from the annotation of a GenBank genome assembly.
AUGAAAGUUACCAUUGUAGGCGCAUCCGGCGAGACUGGGCAAUCCAUCACCCAUGCAUUGAUCCAACAACCUGAUACUUUUGAAGUCACUGCUCUAUGUCGCCCCGCAUCAGAAGACAAGCCUGAAUUUCAACAACUCAGAAAUCAUGGGGUGAAGGUGGUUACCCUUGACCUAGAAGCACCCCACGAAGAGCUGGUGGCAGCGCUCGUUGGACAGGAUACGGUGAUUUGCUGCAUCAUUCCUUUUGUACCAGAGACACAAAUCGCUCUGGCGAAUGCAGCCAAAGAAGCCAAGGUCAAGAGGUUUGUGCCCAGCGCAUUUGGGCCUGCUUGCCCACCAGCUGGAGUUCUAAUAUUGAGAGAAAUUAAAGAAGCGGUGCUUAAUCACAUAAAAAAGCUGUAUCUCCCAUAUACGGCGAUAGAUGUUGGCUGGUGGUAUCAAACUUCGUUGCCGCGACUUCCUUCGGGCAAGCUUGACUACGCUAUCAAGUUCCCUAACAGCAAGCUCGUUGGGGAUGGAAAUCUGAGGUCUGCCUUGACCGAUCUCAGAGAUGUGGGAAAGUACGUUGCCCAAAUUAUCACCGACGAACGUACCUUGAACAAAUCCGUCUUUGUGUACAAUGAAGUCUUGACCCAGGAAGAAGUUUACUCAACUCUCGAGGACUUGAGCAGCGAGAAAAUAUCACGCGACUAUGCCAACGAGGAAGAGAUAUUAGCGAACAUCAACGCAGCCCAGAAUCGAUAUGAUCAGGAUGGUUCGGUACCUAACCUUCUAGGUCUAUCAUCUACCCAGUAUGCGAACUCGGUUUGGUUGCGUGGUGAUAAUCUUCCCGAGAGCGCGUCGUAUCUGGGAUAUUUGAAUGGCAAAGAGCUUUACCCAGAUCUGAAGCACGUAACAUUUGCCGAUUAUGUGAAGGAAUUGGUUGCCGGGAAGGGCAAAGGGGUAUAUGUCGAUCGUGUCUUUGGAUUUGAAAAGGAUACGAAGAUGUUUGGCAAACAGUAUAAUCUAAGAAGGACCUAG